This is a messenger RNA of Salarias fasciatus (jewelled blenny), 1740 nucleotides long. RefSeq names its product YEATS domain containing 4 (gene yeats4). NCBI's taxonomy places the organism in Eukaryota, Metazoa, Chordata, Actinopteri, Blenniiformes, Blenniidae. The record is from RefSeq and is a predicted model, not a curated record. The coding region runs from base 723 to 1403 and encodes 226 amino acids. The transcript has 7 exons. Gene Ontology annotation, biological process: regulation of DNA-templated transcription.
CCUGCUAUUGGUGCUGUGUUGCACCUUGUUGGCUCGCAUGAGUAUCAGUGGUUCACAUGUUUUCCACAUGUCUGCAUGUUUUCUCUAAUAUUACACAAAUAUGAAUGUGUCAAUUAGUGGCCCUAAAUGUGGCUGAGAGUCUGCCUGGUGAUGGACUGGUGACCUGUCCUCUCCCAUAGAUCCAGCACCCUGAAGCCCUGAUGAAAAUAAAUCAGGAAAGCAGAAUGGUAAAGAUAUCUUGGCUCAUACCAAAUGUGAUCCCGAGAUGACCAGCCCAUGCACCGUAGUGAGAAAAGUUAAACAAAAGUGGCUACAUGGAUGUGGGGAACCGUGCCAUUCAUUAAUCUAAAUCGCUUUCAGAGAAGAAACUGUCAAUGUUGUGGAUUUUUAUGAAAUAUUAAUAACCGAAGAUUGUGUUUUAUAGCAGUGCGAAGUGUCAAGACUUUCUAGAAUGGUAAUAGUUAUUUAAACAGACCGAAUUGAAUCGUGUAUGGUGUUUAAUGUACGAUUGACGGGGUUACCCGGAACCUUCGUUUCGCCAGUCUCUGUUUCAGCCGGAUUGACGUACCCUUCCGUGGAUUGUUUGUAUGGCGGUUCGAAAGUAGACAUGUCUGUUUUAUUAUGAUAAAUGGCAGCAUUACUAUUCGCCUUGGUUAUUCAGAGAUAUUGAGAAAGUACUGUAGACUACUACAGGACAAGUUUCGCUUUACCUGCGCUGUACUAUGUUUAAAAAGAUGACGGAAUUUGGUCCAGAUUCCGGGGGACGCGUUAAGGGAGUUACCAUUGUGAAGCCCAUUGUGUUUGGAAAUGUUGCCCGAUACUUUGGGAAGAAGAGGGAGGAGGACGGACACACUCACCAGUGGUCUGUCUAUGUGAAGCCUUACAGAAAUGAGGAUAUGUCUGCAUAUGUGAAGAAGAUCCAGUUCAAGCUGCAUGAGAGCUACGGCAACCCGCUGAGAGUGGUUACUAAGCCUCCAUAUGAGAUCACAGAGACAGGCUGGGGAGAGUUUGAGAUCACCAUCAAGAUCUUCUUCAUUGAUCCAAAUGAAAGACCUGUUACUCUCUACCACCUCUUGAAGCUGUUCCAGUCAGACUCCAGUGCCAUGCCCAAGAAGACAGUUGUCUCUGAAUUUUAUGAUGAAAUGAUCUUUCAGGAUCCCACAGCCAUGAUGCAGCAGCUGCUGACAACCUCGAGACAGCUCACCCUGGGAGCGUACAAGCAUGAGACAGAGUUCGGUGAGCUGGAACAGAGGACAAAAGAGAAAAUGGAUGCAGCAAAGAAGAGAACCAGCCAAGAAAUCACAGAGCUGAAGGACAAACUGAAAGCCAGCAGAGAAAACAUCAACCACCUGAAGGCAGAGAUCCGGAAACUGGAGGAGGAUGGAGACCACAAAGAGCACUAAAGACAGAACGGGCGUGUCGAACAUAGAGGGGGAAUACUUAGUGAUCUGUAAUGCAUCUGUCUUCGAUCGUUGUAGUGGUUCACUUUGAGAUUUCUUUUUAGUUUGAUCAGCAUUUGGAAUUCAUGUCAAAUGUCUCCAUCGGUUAUCUUCAUACAAUUCAUUUCUUGAUGCAAUCAUUUCUCAAAAAGAAAGUAGGAUUUCCCUUCAUGAAAAUCACCUCCUUCACAUGACAUCUGAGAGGAUGCUGCCAAAUCUCAGUCAAACUCCUUAUUUGGCUUUUUCUUUUUCUUUAUUUUUUUUACUGGUGUAAAGUUUUUAUAAAGUGAUUGUGUUUGUA